Perkinsus marinus ATCC 50983 is the source of this 179-nucleotide messenger RNA. RefSeq lists its product as hypothetical. The annotation marks the transcript as partial. NCBI's taxonomy places the organism in Eukaryota, Perkinsozoa, Perkinsida, Perkinsidae. The record is from RefSeq and is a predicted model, not a curated record. The transcript has a single exon.
GGUGUGCCUAUGAGGCUGUGGAUUUUACUUCAUCGCAGCGUUAUGUAUGCCAUCGUUGCGAGCGUCAACGGAAAAGGUUCCGAGGAAAUAGUACAGUUAUUGAGCACUUGAUUCCCGCGUUUCGAAAACUUAAAAUCAAGUGUAUAUCGAAUGGAACAGAGUCAGCGCGCCUCAUGAAU